GCGCAUAAUUGAGUGUGUCAUUGGUUGGUGAUGACGUUCAACAUUAUCAGCAUCGCAUCCUACCAUAUGCCAUCUCACCAUGACUACUUAACUACACCAUGACCACAGCGUGCGACACAUUCUUGUGUGAGUUUAGAUUACGAUUCAUGCUUUGCCGCGCUCGUGGGGGAGAGCCCGCGUUCCGUGGUGAGAUGAGCAGACGCAGGUGGGUCCAAUGCAGGUCGUCCUGUUGGCAACGUUUGUAGGAUUAGAUAUGGAAGACAUCAUGCGGUUAUCGGACAGCGAGAGAGAGAUGAAUUGCAUGUCGCGUAUUUUUGCGUUUUCUGGUUGUGUUGCAGAUGGAGCGGCUUUUAUGACUUUGGUUGAGGCUGAGUGCUUGUGGUUGCGGUUGAAGUUGGAGUCUAGGCUGCUGGAAGGCGACUGUUACCUGGUGUUGGACACGUUCAUGGCCGAUGGACGCAUCCGGCAUCAUAUCCAUUUCUGGCUGGGCAAGGAUACGAGUGCGGACGAGGCAGGUAGUGUGGCCAUAUUCGCAGCGCAGCUGGACGAGUCGCUGGGGGGCGGACCCAUACAGUUCCGCCAGCCGCAGGGCUCGGAGUCCACCGAGUUUCUGCGGCUCUUCCCCCGUCUCAAGUACAUGGCUGGGGGCUACGCCAGCGGCUUCCGGGACGCAGCCAAGGGCCCUAGGGGGGCCCCUGGACCCGUGCGGCUGUACCAGAUCAAAUCGGCCAGCAAGACAUGUGUGCAGGUAUUCGAGGUGCCUUGCUGUCUGGCGUCCCUGAACCACGGCGACUGCUUCCUCCUCGAGGACGUGGGCGCACGGCUGCUGUGGGUGUGGCACGGCAGUGCGGCCAACAUUCGGGAGAAGACCCGGGCCAUUGAGGCGGGCAACGCGUUCAAGGAGGGCACCGGGAUAAGGUUAUCAGUGUUGGAUGACGGUGACGAUGUAAGUAAUGAGGCGGUGGCGUUUUUCAGCCGCCUGGGUUGCCCGCAGCCACCGAAGCCCGGGGAGAUCCGGGAGCCCGAGGGGGACAAGGUGCGACCGGCCGCCAUGCAGCCGCCGCAGCUGUUUAAGGUGGUGAAUGGUGGCAACGGCUUCCUGCACCUCUGUACGAAGGAAGGAGCGCCCCUGAGUGCCUCGCUGCUGGACCCCAGAGGGCAGUUUGUGCUACUGGCUGCGGGCUGCAUCUGGGUGUGGACGGGCGCGGAAUGCGGGGCCGACGGCAAGGAGAAGCCCAUUCCGCCGUUGCAGGUCGGCAGCUCAUUCGCUGCCAGUCAAGGCCUACCCGCCGUCAUAAAGGCCGUCAAGGCGCGAUUCGAGCCGGGACUGUUCACCACCUACUUCUCGGACUGGGGCGCGGACGGCCGCACGACGGGCACUCCGGGCAAGGACUCAUUCGGAAAUGUCAUUCCGGGACCUGGCAAGGGAACCGAUGACCAGCCGUACAACGCGGAGGAGGCGGCGGCGGCGAUGGUGGCGAUGGUGGCGGCCGCCGACGCAGCCGCGACGCCGGUUAGCGACCAGGCCGCUGCGUUGGAGGCGGCCUACGGCAGCUUCACGUCCAGCAAAAUCCAGGUGUGGGCCAUGAUCGCGGCCUCCUCCCUUGAGCUGCCCAGGCAGGAGAUGGGCCAGUUUUACGAUGGCGCGUCGUAUGUUGUACUGCAUUCGUACUCGACCAGCCGUGACCCCUCCGAUCUGCGGUACGCGGUGUACGUGUGGCAGGGCCGCCACUGCGGCAACCUGGAGCAGGGCGCCGCGGCCUUGAUGGCAGCUGACUUGCACAAGAGCCGGUACAGCGGCCGGUGCACACUGGUGCGGGUGGAGCAGGGACUGGAGCCAGGCCACUUUGUGCGCCUGUUCAAGGGUACCAUGGUGGUCCGAAGGGGUCCUCGUCCCGCCCACCAGGCCCCGGGUCGCUCCCCCCCCGGUGUCCACCUGUACCAGGUGAAGGGGGAGGCGGUGGCGCUGGCACAUGCAGUUGAGGUGGCCGCCUCCGCGUCCAGCUUGUGUGGCAACGAUUGCUUCGUGUUGGAGCGGGCCAGCGAGGUGGGCGCGACGACAACCGAGCCGGUACUGCUGUGGCAGGGGGCCGCCAGCACCGAGGUCGAGCGGCAGGUGGCGGCGGCGGUAGCGGAGGUGUUGGCAUCAGCUCCAUCGGGAGUGCAGAGCGUCGAGGAGGGUCGGGAGCCGGAGUCAUUUUGGGCGGCUCUGGGCGGCAAGGCCGACUACGGCGCCCCCUCAGCGGGGGCCCCGGGGGCUCGGGCCGGUCUCAAGGUCCAGCUGCUCACCACCUUCUCCCAGGACUGCCUCAAUAACGAUGACGUGAUGCUGCUCGAUACGGGGUCAGAGUUGUACGUCUGGUACGGUUCGUCUUGCAAGCACACGGAGCGUCCUCGGGGCCGCGACGUGGCGCAGCGCUACCUGGCGGCAUGUGGCCGAUCGGGCGCGGCCAGCCUGGUGGAGGUCGAGUCAGGACAGGAGCCGCCCUUCUUCACGUGCCACUUUGUCGGCUGGGACAAGGAGGCCGUGACGACCAUCCCGGAUGUGUAUGCGGACAAGCUGCGAGCGAUGGCGCUGGAGAAGGCGGCCAAGGAUGCGGCAGCGCAGGAAGCUAAGGAGGAGGCCAAGUAG
Molecule: messenger RNA, 2632 nt
Organism: Volvox carteri f. nagariensis
Lineage: Eukaryota; Viridiplantae; Chlorophyta; Chlorophyceae; Chlamydomonadales; Volvocaceae
Gene: gelsolin1
Product: actin-binding protein gelsolin
Exons: 16
Coding region: 215-2632 (805 amino acids)
Molecular function (GO): actin filament binding
Source: RefSeq, a predicted model, not a curated record